UUUCUGUUAAAACGAGAGAAAAAGAAAAAGAAAAGAUGUUUGAAAAUUGCAGAAAAGGGAGGGAAAUAGAGUUGGAGUAGCAAUGGCGGCAAAAGCUAUGGGAGGAAGAAGAAAAACCCCAAAACAGGUAAUCUUCUCAUUUGGAUUUCCCCCAUCUUCACAUUCUCCUAAGAAUACCGUUGCCGCGAACCAAAAUCUAUUCCAUCAAGGCUCUUCUCUUUCUUCAAUUAAAAAUCUAUGAAGAUGCUCUUCUUCCCAUUUCAUUUUCCAUUUUAUAUAUAUGAAUCUACGCCGUCUCAUAUGGAAGAAUAUCCGAGUUUUCCUGUUUUUUCGACGUAUUUUCUGGGAAAAGCAGGAAUCCUUUUCUCUUUCAUCUCUGUUGCAAGAGGCAAAUGCCACGCUUGCUUCAUGGGACGCUGCAUGCCGAUAUAUAUGAAAUCGACAGGCUUCAAACUGGAUUUCCUGUUUUCUGCGGGAAGGACAAAAGGUCGACCAAAAAGUUUCUUGCUGGAGUGAAGAGAUGCAUCCUUUGUCGUCCUGAGAUUGUUGGAUCUCGAAUGUAUGCAACAGUCGAUCUUGAUAAGGCCAGAGUUGGUCGAACGAGAAUAGUGGAUCAGCCAUACAAUCCUCAUUGGAAUGAUCAUUUUCGUAUAUAUUGUGCUCAUACAGUGUCACAUAUUAUAUUCACAGUUAAAGAUGGAGAUUUCAUUGGUGCAACAUUAAUUGGAAGAGCUUAUGUGCCUGUUGAGGAAAUCAUCAAGGGAUUUGUAUAUGAGAAAUGGGUUGACAUAUUAGAUGAAGACGGUAAGCCUUUAUAUGGUCGUUCUAGAAUCCAUGUAAAGUUGCAAUUUUCAAGUGUUAAUGAAGACAGGAAUUGGUCCCGAGGAAUCUUGGAUCCGAAUUUUGAAGGUGUACCUUUCACAUUCUUCAAACAAAGAUGGGGUUGUAAAGUUUCUCUUUACCAGGAUGCCCAUGUUUUAAACAACUUCCUUCCUCGGGUUGGUUUGUCAGGAGGGAAUUUUCAUGAAGUACACAGGUGUUGGGAGGACAUUUUUGAUGCAAUUAGCAACGCGAGACACUUGAUUUACAUAACUGGUUGGUCUGUGUAUACAGAAAUAACUUUGAUCAGAGACCGAGAAAGAAGACAAACAGGAGAUGAUAUUACUCUGGGACAACUGCUAAAGAAGAAGGCAGAAGAAGGUGUGACCGUUUUGCUUCUUGUUUGGGAUGACAGGACUUCCAUUGAAGUGUUCAAAAGAGAUGGUUUGAUGGCAACUCACGAUCAAGAAACUGCAGAAUACUUCAGGAACUCGAAGGUACGUUGCGUUCUAUGUCCACGGAGACCUGAUGUAGGCAGAAGUACGAUUCAGGGGUUUGAGACUGAUACCAUGUUUACUCACCACCAAAAAACAGUUGUGCUUGAUAGUGAAAUAGUUGGUGGAGGAACAGAAAAAAGAAGGAUCAUCAGUUUUGUUGGUGGCAUUGAUCUGUGUGAUGGGAGAUACGAUACACCGCAGCACCCUUUGUUUUCAACUCUAGAUUCAAUCCACUAUAACGAUUUCCACCAGCCGAACUUUUCAGGCUCUUCAAUUAGGAAAGGUGGUCCUCGAGAACCAUGGCAUGACAUCCAUUGCCGCCUAGAAGGGCCUGUUGCUUGGGAUAUUUUGUACAAUUUUGAGCAAAGAUGGAGAAAGCAAGUUGGAAACAACUCGUUGAUUCCAAUGCAAAAGCUCGAAGAAAUCAUUACCCGCCCAGUAAUGGUUUUACCAGCAGACGACCCUGACACGUGGAGUGUUCAAAUAUUUCGGUCUAUUGAUGGUGGUGCUGUAGAUGGUUUUCCAGAUACACCCGAAGUUGCAUCCAAAAUGAACCUUGUAACUGGAAAGAAUAAUGUUAUAGAUAGGAGUAUUCAAGAUGCUUAUAUUAAUGCUAUUCGCCGAGCAAAAAAGUUUAUAUACAUUGAGAAUCAAUAUUUCCUUGGAAGUUCUUAUGGUUGGAAAGCAGCUGGUAUAAGGGUAGAAGAAAUCAAUGCUUUGCAUACUAUUCCCAAGGAGAUAUCACUGAAGAUUGUAAGCAAGAUUGAAGCCGGAGAGAGAUUUACAGCAUAUGUUGUGAUUCCAAUGUGGCCAGAAGGUAUUCCAGAGAGUGCUUCAGUUCAAGCUAUAUUAGAUUGGCAAAGGAGAACAUUAGACAUGAUGUACACAGAUAUAGCUCAAGCCCUUCGGAAGAAGGGUCUUGAUGCAAAUCCUAGAGAUUACCUGACAUUCUUCUGCCUUGGCAAUCGAGAGAAGAAGAGAACUGGAGAAUAUAUACCACCAGAGAAACCAGAGCCCAAUUCGGAUUAUGCUCGGGCUCAAGAGCACCGACGUUUUAUGAUCUAUGUUCACUCCAAAAUGAUGAUAGUUGACGAUGAGUACAUAAUUAUUGGAUCUGCCAACAUCAACCAAAGAUCAAUGGAUGGAGGAAGAGAUUCUGAGAUUGCAAUGGGGGCUUUUCAACCUCGUCACUUGGCAUCCAGUGAGCCAGCGAGAGGUCAAAUCUACGGCUUCAGAGUGGCUCUAUGGUACGAGCAUCUUGGUCUGUUUGACAAAGUCUUCCAUAACCCAGAGAGUGAAGACUGCAUCCAAUUCGUAAACAAGCUCGCUCAAGAGAACUGGCAAUUUUACUCGGACGAUACCUACGAUGGCGAUCUUCCUGGCCAUUUGCUUUCCUAUCCCAUCCAAGUAGGCCCCAACGGAUCGGUUUCGGCGCUGCCAAAGUUUGAAUUUUUCCCUGACACGAAGGCUCGUGUUCUUGGCCAACUAUCCGAGUAUCUACCCCCAAUCCUCACCACUUGACGACAUGUCGUGAUUUAAUCAUCUCGUCGUACCUAGGAUUGAUUGGUCAAAAGAUGUAAAUAUGUUGUGUCGGUAAAGAUUUGAUCUUUUGAUGACUUGAUUGAUGUUAAAUUGUUUCAUUAUUCUCAGAACAAAAAGGGAAAGUAAGAAAUUGGAAAAAUGCAUACAUACAGAAGAGAAAUGGGUCAUUAUAAGAAAAAAGAAUAACUUUUAUAAACUUCAAAUAUUGGAAUAUAUUCUCAACUUUGACCUGCGUUUUACUCCUUUACCCUUCUUUUGUUUUUUGUUUUUUGUUUUUUGUUUUGUGGUUUUUGUUUUUGUUUUUGUUUUUUUUGCUUUUCCCUCUUACCAUUGCUGAAGAACAUACCAGAUUAGAAAAUGGACAAUGAAUUGACUCUGUUUUCCACUUGGUAAGGAGCCAUCCUUAUUCAAUGGGUUAUUUAUUUCGACCCUUCUAAAAUAAUCUUCGACUGUGGACAUUAUUCGAAGGCUUCUCCCUUUCACGGAAAACACAAUCAAGUGAGGUUUGGGGAGUUUACAUGAUUUUUAACGUCGAACUUUAAGCCUCUCCCCACCAGGAUUUAGUGCUCUUCUUCGGACAAUUUUGCUUGGAGACGCGUUAAUGCAUUAUCCAGGAAUAUUUGGCUUGUGCUUUAACAGAUUAUAACAGAUGAG
Molecule: messenger RNA, 3512 nt
Organism: Cucumis sativus (cucumber)
Lineage: Eukaryota; Viridiplantae; Streptophyta; Magnoliopsida; Cucurbitales; Cucurbitaceae
Product: phospholipase D alpha 2
Exons: 6
Coding region: 393-2837 (814 amino acids)
Biological process (GO): phospholipid catabolic process; phosphatidylcholine metabolic process
Cellular component (GO): plasma membrane
Molecular function (GO): calcium ion binding; D-type glycerophospholipase activity
Source: RefSeq, a predicted model, not a curated record